Messenger RNA from Anoplopoma fimbria (sablefish), 4262 nucleotides. RefSeq names its product VPS39 subunit of HOPS complex (gene vps39). Gene Ontology annotation, molecular function: protein binding. The record is from RefSeq and is a predicted model, not a curated record. Gene Ontology annotation, cellular component: membrane; cytoplasm. Bases 319 to 2946 code for a protein of 875 amino acids. NCBI's taxonomy places the organism in Eukaryota, Metazoa, Chordata, Actinopteri, Perciformes, Anoplopomatidae. Gene Ontology annotation, biological process: vesicle-mediated transport; intracellular protein transport; autophagy. The transcript is spliced from 24 exons.
CCUGUCAAACCCACCAUCCCCUCAGCGCAGCCGUCAACACAAGCUAGCUCAAGCUAGCUCAAGCUAACUCAACCGAGCUCAAGCUAACUCAAGCUAAGCCACGUUGUAGCUGCAGGUCGUGGGUUGUCUAGUAACGCACUGCCGUUGCCAAGGUAACCGUUGUCUAGGACGGCUAGAAGCAACAAUGUAGCCGCGGCUAGCAGGCUAACUCACAAGCUAGCAGGCUAGCGAUCAGCUGUUGUUUUGGUCGGAGAGCUAGCUAGCCUAGCCUAGCCUAGCCUAGCCUUACAGGAGAGCAACACUAGAUUUGUUUUCAACAUGCACGACGCGUAUGAGUCGGUGCCCAUUCUGGAGAAGCUGCCUCUGCAGAUUGACUGUCUGGCAGCCUGGGAGGACUGGCUGCUAGUGGGGACAAAGCCUGGACAUCUUCUCCUCUACAGGAUAAAGAAGGAUGCAGGCACCAACCGGUUCGAGGUGACGCUGGAGAAAUCCAAUAAGAACUUCUCAAAGAAGAUCCAGCAGCUGUACGUUGUCUCGCAGUAUAAAAUUCUUGUCAGUCUUCUCGAGAACAACAUCCACGUCCAUGACCUCCUGACCUUCCAGCAGAUCACUGUGUUGUCCAAAGCUAAAGGCGCAACACUCUUCACCUGUGACCUGCAGCAAACCAGCACAGGAGAGGAAAGGUUGAGAAUGUGUGUUGCAGUGAAAAAGAAACUCCAGCUGUAUUACUGGAAGGACCGAGAGUUCCACGAGCUGCAGGGGGACUUUAGUGCACCAGAUAUUCCAAAGUCCAUGGCCUGGUGUGAAAACUCCAUCUGUGUUGGUUUCAAGCGAGACUAUUACCUCAUUCGGAUGGAUGGCCGGGGCUCCAUCAAGGAGCUCUUCCCCACCGGCAAACAGUUGGAGCCUCUGGUUACCCCACUGGCUGAUGGGAAGGUGGCUGUUGGCCAGGAUGACCUAACUGUAGUGCUAAAUGAAGAGGGCGUUUGCACCCAGAAGUGUGCCCUGAACUGGACAGACAUCCCAAUAGCAAUGGAGCACCAGCCUCCGUACAUCAUCGCCGUUCUUCCUCGGUACGUGGAGAUCCGGACGUUUGAGCCGAGGCUGCUGGUGCAGAGUGUGGAGCUGCAGAGACCUCGCUUCAUCACCUCAGCAGGGCAAAAUAUUGUGUAUGUCGCCAGCAACCACUUUGUGUGGCGCCUGGUGCCCGUGUCGAUAGCCACCCAGAUCAAGCAGCUUCUUCAGGACAAACAGUUUGAGCUGGCUCUCCAGCUGGCGAUGAAGGAUGAUUCAGAUGGGGAUAAGAAGCAGCAGAUACAUCACAUCCAGAAUCUCUACGCCUUCAAUCUGUUUUGCCAGAAGAGAUUUGAUGACUCCAUGCAGGUGUUUGCCAAACUGGGCACAGAUCCCACCCAUGUGAUUGGACUGUACCCAGACCUGCUCCCGUCAGACUACCGCAAACAGCUGCACUACCCCAACCCUCUGCCUACUCUGUCUGUGGCCGAGCUGGAGAAGGCUCAUCUCGCUCUCAUCGAUUAUCUCACACAGAAACGUAGCCACCUCGUGAAGCAGCUGAAUGACUCCGACCCGUCUACAACGUCUCCACUCAUGGAGGGCACGCCUACUAUUAAAAGCCGCAAAAAACUCCUUCAGAUCAUCGACACCACGCUGCUGAAAUGUUACCUGCACACCAACGUGGCCAUGGUGUCCCCCCUCCUCCGUCUGGAGAACAACCACUGCCACAUCGAGGAGAGCGAGUACGUCCUGAAGAAGGCCCACAAGUACAGCGAGCUCAUAAUCCUCUACGAGAAGAAGGGACUGCACCAGAAAGCUCUGCAGGUGCUGCUGGACCAGUCCACCAAGGCCAACUCCCCGCUGAAGGGCCACGAGCGGACAGUGCAGUACCUCCAAAGACUGGGAGGGGAGAAUUUGGGAAUAAUCUUUGAGUUUUCUCCCUGGGUGUUGAAGAUCUGUCCAGAGGAUGGCCUGAAGAUCUUUACUGAGGACCUGACCGAGGUGGAGACUUUGCCCAGAGACAAGGUGCUGAACUUCCUGAAGGAGGGCUUUAAGGAGCUCGCCAUCCCAUAUUUGGAGCACAUCAUUUACGUGUGGGACGACAAGGGCUCGGAGUUUCACAACGUGCUGAUCCAGCUCUACCUGGAGAGGGUCCAAGGCCUCAUGAAGCAGUACCUCAACUCACUGCCAGAAGGAGUUCCAGCUGUUGCCGCGGGGAAAGAGGAAGGUGAUCUGGGAGAGUUCAGGAACAAGCUGCUGUCUUUCCUGGAUAUUUCUACCAGCUACGAACCAGCCAGACUCAUCAGUGACUUCCCCUUUGAUGGCCUGCUGGAGGAACGGGCUCUGCUUCUGGGUCGGAUGGGUAAACACGAGCAGGCGCUCUUCAUCUAUGUGCACAUCCUGAAAGACACCCGCAUGGCUGAAGAAUACUGUCACAGCCAUUACAACAGUUUAGUCGAAGGGAAUAAAGAUGUUUAUCUGUCUUUGCUGCGGAUGUACCUGUCGCCUCCUGACGUUCACUGCUUGGGGCCCAUCAAGAUGGAGCUGUCGGAGCCUCAGGCCAACCUGCAGGCGGCUCUGCACGUCCUGGAGCUGCACCACAGCAAACUCAACACCACCAAGGCCAUCAAUCUGCUCCCUGCAAACACUCAGAUCAGAGAGAUCCGGGUGUUUCUGGAGAGCGUUCUGGAGGAGAAGGCUCAGAGGAAACGCUGCAACCAGGUGCUGAAGAGUCUGCUGCAGGCCGAGUUCCUCCGGGUGCAGGAGGAGCGAAUCUUCCACCAGCAGGUCAAAUGUGUCAUCACUGAGGAAAAGACCUGCAGAGUCUGCAAGAAGAAAAUAGGAUCCAGUGCGUUUGCCAGGUAUCCCAACGGCGUGGUGGUGCAUUACUUCUGCUGCAAAGACCGCAACAUGUGUCCCACCGAGCAGUGAGCGCCUCCACCUGACAACAACUGUUCACUCGUAAAUAUCUCCCCUCCCCCCCCGCUCUCCUCUCCUCCCUCCCCCUCCCUCCCUCCUGCUCUCUGUGGAUUUCAAUGCAUCGGACAUCUUUGAACUAGAAGUGCAUCAGAAGGGUGGAGGUGCUGGAGUUGUUGCGCCUCACAGAACUACAAGUGCAGACGUUUGUUUUCUAACCUGAGUUCACCUCGGAGCGCCGUCGUCGUCGUCACGCUCUCUCAGAACAAGACCUCCUCCUGAAAUCAAAGGCCGAGGCUUUCUUUCUCUCUGUGCAUGAAGAAACAGGAGGAAUGUCCGGCGUCUUUCAGCAUGAGGGGGAGAAAUAGAGAGAGAGAGAGAGAGUGUGACAUUUGAAAAGCAUGUGUCACUGUAACGCUAGAAGGGAUUCACUUCCCUUCACUUCGCCUCGGAAAGGAAAACGGGCGCUUUUGAGAGACGCUCAGAGGAAGUCGGAGCUCGUUCUCACCGUGAGAUGAUUACAAGCCUUGGUUUUUAUUUUUUAUUUCCUCUCCUCUUCCUGCCUCUCACCGUCUCCCCCCCCCUCUCCUCUCUGACACUGUGUGAGGCCUCAAACACUGCUUGAUUUGCCAUAUUCACAGUUAAAUGCCUUUUUGUGACUCUUUGAUUGUACUUACAGUGAAGUCUGAUGUCUGUCAGGAGUUUUUUUUUGUUAGCAUGUGCCGGUACUGACUAAGCAAAACAGCAUUCGUCUCACAGCGUGUUGGACAUUUAUGUGUUUUUAUUUAAAACAUUUGAGGAGACUUAACUUUAUUCAUAGAGACGUUCUUUUCAUCAUUUAGUGUCUUUACAGUGUGUGAAUGAUUCCUACCAGACAUCACUCUCUUUGCUUUAUUUUUAAGUACUCAUCUGUCGUCUUUGUUUACAUUUUUUUUUGGUUUAUUCUCUCGCAGACAUUAAAAGUUUAUGAAGAAGAACUCCUUUAAAGUGAGACUAUGUAACUUUUGAGCAACGGCCGAGGUGGUAAAUACAGAAUAAUCACAGAGAUUUUCCUUAAUUAGAUCUGAAAUGAAUAAAUUAUUAAUCAUCAUUAUCAUUAUUCAAUGAUUUAAUCUGCAACUGUUUUGAUAAUUGAUUAUUGUUUUCAGCCAUUUGUCAAGCAAAAAUACACAAACUCACUGGUUCCAGCUGAUUUUCUUUGUCUCAGUAAAUUUAAUUUCUUAAAUUUUUGACAGUUGAUCACAUCAAAUUGGCAAAUUGAAGACAUAACUUCCAGGCUGGACAAAUGGCUUUUUAUUAAACAUUUUAUGGACAAAACCAUAAAUUAAGGA